Rhinolophus ferrumequinum (greater horseshoe bat) is the source of this 3723-nucleotide messenger RNA. RefSeq names its product platelet activating factor receptor (gene PTAFR). Bases 669 to 1697 code for a protein of 342 amino acids. The transcript is spliced from 2 exons. The record is from RefSeq and is a predicted model, not a curated record. Lineage: Eukaryota; Metazoa; Chordata; Mammalia; Chiroptera; Rhinolophidae. Gene Ontology annotation, molecular function: platelet activating factor receptor activity; G protein-coupled purinergic nucleotide receptor activity. Gene Ontology annotation, cellular component: membrane. Gene Ontology annotation, biological process: G protein-coupled receptor signaling pathway; chemotaxis.
CUUUCCUCCUUUCUCCCUUUCUUUCAUUUCUUUUCUCUCACACCCAUACACAGACCGGCAGACAUGCAUACACACUCUCAGGCGCACACUCACUGUCUGUCUCAUCCUUUUGUGUUUUAACUGCCUGGUAUCUCCUCCUUCAUCUCAGGCGCUCUCUCUGUAUUUACAUUUGUCUUUCUCCCUCCAUCUCUCAUUUUAUCCUGACUCCCUCUCUCCCUCUCUUACUCUGUUUUUCUCGGUCACUCAGUUACUCGUGUCUCCUCUGUCUUUGUCACUCUCAUGCUCAGUUUCUCUCUGUCUGGAGUGCAUACUCUUUCAUUUCUUGCUUUCUCUGGCAUUUUUCUCUCUCUCACCUCAGCUCCCUGGCAUGGUGGCCACUGCCCCCUCCCCCACUGCUCUGCGAGACACCUCUGAGCAGUGCCCAGGGCUUGGGUGACCCAACUUGGAAGUUCCUGUGGCAUCUGUUGGAUGGUCCCUACGGUCACAGCAUUUCCUCCUCGGGGGUGACUGGGCAGUGGUGUGCUCUGUUUCCUCACUUCUGCAAUUUCCAGACAGCACAGAGGCUGGGUCUGCAGACAGAGACACUCAGCUCCUGCAGCUGUAGCCGCUGCCCCUGGAACAGGCAUAGGCAGGACACAGUAAACAGCUACCGCUUGCAGCCCCGAGCGAUGGCGACAAAUGACUCCUCUCGUGUGGACUCCGAGUUCCGAUACACCCUCUUCCCGAUUGCUUAUAGCAUCAUCUUCGUGCUGGGAGUCAUCGCCAAUAGCUACGUGCUGUGGGUGUUUGUCCGCCUUUACCCUUCCAAGAAACUCAAUGAGAUAAAGAUCUUCAUGGUGAAUCUCACCAUGGCCGACCUGCUCUUCUUGGUCACCCUGCCCCUGUGGAUUGUCUACUACUACCAUAAGGGAGACUGGAUUCUCCCUAAAUUCCUGUGCAAUAUGACUGGCUGCUUUUUCUUCAUCAACACCUACUGCUCAGUGGCCUUCCUGGCCGUCAUCACUUACAACCGCUUCCAGGCGGUGACACGGCCAAUCAAGACGGCUCAGGCCACCACCCGCAAGCGUGGCAUCUAUUUGUCCCUGGUCAUCUGGGUGGCCAUUGUAGGUGCUGCAUCCUACUUCUUUGUCCUGGACUCCACCAACGUAGUGCCCAACAAGGCGGGCUCAGGCAACAUCACCCGCUGCUUUGAGCAUUAUGAGAAGGGCAGCAUGCCAGUCCUCAUCAUUCACAUCUUCCUUGUGGUUAGCUUCUUCGUCGUCUUCCUCAUCAUCUUCAUCUGCAACCUGGUCAUCAUUCGCACGCUGCUCAUGCAACCCACGCAGCUGCAGCGCAACGCGGAAGUCAAGCGCCGGGCACUGUGGAUGGUCUGCAUGGUCUUGGCCGUGUUCAUCAUAUGCUUUGUGCCUCACCACAUGGUACAGCUGCCCUGGACCCUGGCCGAGCUGGGCUUCCAGGACAGCGCCUUCCACCAGGCUAUUAACGAUGCUCAUCAGAUCACCCUCUGCCUUCUUAGCACCAACUGUGUCUUGGACCCCAUCAUCUACUGUUUCCUAACCAAGAAGUUCCGCAAGCACCUCACCGAGAAGUUCCACAGCCUGCGCAGCAGCCGGAAAUGCCCUCUGGCCACCACGGAGACUGGCACCGAAGUGGUCAUGCCGCUGAACCAUAUCCCUGUCAAUUCCCUCAAAAAUUAGUCUCUGAUUGUUGGGGCCCGGUCCAGAGGCUUCUCUUUCAUGGACAUCACUACUGAUGUGGGGGAAAGAGGGGUAUCUGCUGUGGUCUGGGCACCUCCUCCCUGGGCACUGGGGGCCCACUAGAUAUAGAGACUACCUCCUCAAGAUGGGGAUGAUGGCAGAGCCAGACUGCUGGAAAAUCCAGAACUUGAAUGAACCCCUUUAGCACCUUUGGAAUCUUCCAUAGUAACCUUGGCUGAUGACCUCAUCCUGGGUGCCUGAAUGUGAUAGAUAGCUCUGGGAGAAAAGUCAGGGCCAGGGGCAAACCUUGGGGGAAGACUGAGCCACCCAGUUCGCCUGAGCAGGGCAGCAGCCCCAAGUGAGUAUGGCCUAAAGUUUUGUGCAAUCAUUCCCUUUAUUACUAUAAAGGUAGAGAGGGGGUUUUGGGAAAGAGACACUCCCUGGGCGGCGUGGCAGUAUCUUUGGGGCAGACUUUUGAGCUAGGAUGGUGCUACCUUGUCUCCAUCCAUGGAAAAAGGUCUCUGUGACACUGCUUCAGGGAAAUAGUUCAGUGGAAACUUCUCCCCACUCACCCGACCGCCUGUCCUGAAUGGUCGUGACCAGAGAAGAUAAAACAUGCAUAGACCAAACACGAGGACAGAGAGCUUGUUUCCCGAGGCUGAUAUGACUCUCUGCACAGGCCUUACCCCAGGCCAGGGUCAGCUCUUGUGGAGUGGGAGAGACACAAGCGCCACAUCCAUCCAUCUGUCUCAAUAACAGACCCUGAUGAAGUACCUCCUAUAGGGCAGCCACCCGCGGUGGGGGUGGGCAAAGGCCCCUCAAAGCCAAACUCGGGCUGUCUAGGGCACCGUGAUGCUCAGAGGCUUCCAUGACAACAGGAGCUUAGGCUGGGAAGCGCCUGUGUGUGUGGGAGGCUCCAAGAGUAAAAGGAGCCUAUCAGUUCUCCCUGCCUCGCUUCCUAGAGGGCCCUUCCUAAUUUAGAUUCCAGGAGGUGGGAGGAAGAGUUAUGGUCUUAAGGGCCAGCAGACACUUGAAUUCUGGGUGCAGAAGAGAAGUGCCAACUUCUUGAGGAUCUCUAAAUGCCUGCCUGUGAUAUUCAGCAAAUAUUUUCAAAUGAGCCUCCUGUCACACCCUGAGCUGGGUAUCCGCAGUAUGAACCUGGAAGCCCCAGACCCAGGGCUUGGAGGAGACUUCUCUGAUUUCCAGAGUCCUGAAGGCCAUCUGAGAAAUUUUCCUCCCUUCCAGCUAGCUUCUGCAUGAAGUUGGGAUCCUUGUUCCCUGUCUACUGGGCAAGCACUGGAUUGAUGAUUUUUAUAACUGUCUCCCAAAGGGCCAGUAACCUGCUUGGGUCUGGGAUGGUAGCUGUAGGCUGGACUUAUGCUGGUGACCAGAUAGAUAGCAUACUAGAGCUUUGGUGUCACACAGACCCGGGUGCACGUCUUGGCUUUGUCACUUCCUGUUGAUGGAUGGCGAGCUGAAUUUCCUACCUCAUAGGGUUGUUAUGAGCAGUGAAUUAAGUUGUGGAGGCAGAUACCUCUUGAUCAGGGUGACUGUUCCACCCAGAUUCUACCUUUUUCUGAGAAUUUGUUCCCCUCAAUCCUCCUAUAGAAGCUGAAUGGAUAAGAAGUGAGUAUCUGGCUCAGGUUGGGCCAGUCAGGUUCCCUCUCUCAGGAAUAAGUUGCAAGAUUCAGGGAUCCUUUUCCAGGCUCUGUAGGUCACCCACCUGAAGAUUUAUAAACUCUGGAGCUGUGAGUGUGUGUGUUUCCACAUGUGUGUAUCUAUCUAUAUGUAUAUGAGGGGAGUUGGGAGGGUAGUGGAGGGCGGCCACAUACAUGAGUGUACUAGAGAAACUGGCUCUGCUCCGAGAGAAGAUGAAGAUGUGUAAAGCAAGGCAGAGACGAGAAGGAGACCCCAGGAGCCUGGAGAGAGGAGGGGGUGGUGCUUCCAGGGGCCUGCUGACUCUCCUCCUCCAGGCUAAGCCCUUCUUGAGACACAGCUGCACUUUUUCCUUUGGGGCCUGUGAGAC